This is a messenger RNA of Paraglomus occultum, 3453 nucleotides long. The record is from the annotation of a GenBank genome assembly. NCBI's taxonomy places the organism in Eukaryota, Fungi, Glomeromycota, Glomeromycetes, Paraglomerales, Paraglomeraceae.
AUGCCGGCUCCAUUACCAACAGCCGUGCGUUCUGGUCACCGGAAAACCAAGGAAAACCACACCUCAAAUGCGAGUUUUGGUCUUAAAUUGGCUAACGGUCGAACGGGCGCACCCCAGCAAACCAUGUAUAAUAAAUUCGCAAAUCAUUACGAGGCUCUAAUACAGGAGACAUUUCCCGAUCCUCUUCCCGCUAAAUCAAAAAAGACUGUGCGAAGACCAUCAACGCCGCACGGAAACAAGUCCACUGAUUUUAUCAAGCGCAACAGACAGGCAGUCUCAAACUAUGGAAAACAAAAAGACGAUUCACCGCCUGUAUCCCCACAACCAACACUCAAGCGUUCAUCAGGUGGAUCAUCCACUCGCUCAAUUACGCCUCACGGACAGUCAUCAUUGUCCGUUCGUUCAAGUUCUUAUCGCCAAAGAUCUGUCAGUCCUCAAUCAGACAAUUUAGUUGGCAUUCUCAAGAAGAGCUCGCCCCCAUCAACUACGACUGUUCAAUCGUCAAAGCGGCCUUCCACGAUCCGUCGCCCUACCUCACCUCCCAGCUCACCUUCGGGAUUAUCAUCUCAUAAGAUCUCCCACGAUUUUAACACCAAUUCGCUCGAAGCUCAAAUGCGUGUUAACAAGCAUCUCAAGAAGCGUCUGGAUGAGCGCGAUGAGCUGUUGCGUGAGAAGGAUAGUCAGCUCGAGGACUAUGCAGAUGUCGUGGAGGCUCUAAGAGAGCGCAUCUAUCAAGUCGAGGCUAGGAAUAGGGAAUUGUUUGAUGAAAAUGAAUCGCUAAAGAGUAAGCUUGAAGAAGCAGAAUCGCGCAUGCAAAACCAAGAUAUUCCCACAACACUCUCUCAGAUUGCUAAAAAUGUUCAAAGAGUCAAGGGUGACAAAUCAGUAGCCGCUGUUGUACCUCAGGCCUCAAAACGAACCGCCAAUGCGACCACGUCUGCCGCUACUACUGCUCCUGUCAAUUCAAUGUCACCAACUCCCGCUCCCAUUUCUACUACUACUUCCACGGUUCAACAAUCUUCCGUCAUCUCUUCAUUGAUUGCAUCACGUCCUACUACUGCUGCCCCGGCGGCUCCAGUUGCAACUCCUCUACCGGCUACUACUCAGAUCAAAUCUUCAGUUAAUCCGUCAAGACUUGCUCCUGCUCCGGUCACUUCUCAUCACGUUUCAACUGCCGUACAACCACGCAGAGUCAUGCCCGAAACGAACGAGUCCUCAUCAAAUGCCGCGCGUCAUCCAGGCGGUUUUGGUUCUGAGAUGUUUAGCAAACAAUCAGAAUUUGAAUACACUCGCCAGGCCUUGGCUAAUACUAAACGUGAGCGUCCAUUGAACAGUGUCAUGGAGGAAUCUGACGAAAGCGACGAGGAAAAGAUCUUUGAGGGUGAAGUUUCUGAUGAACAAGACUUUUCUUCUUCCGACACUUUGUCUUCAGUUUCCUCUCGCAGUGAAAGUGAUUCUGAUAGUGAUUCAAGUCCUUCUGCCGCUCUCCGAGCAAUUAACGCUAAACCAAAACAAGCUUUUCCUUACAUGAUUAAAUCUCCAAUUGCAAAUCCCACAUCGAAUACUUUGGUCACACCUAUCUCUAAUGUCUCGGUUGGUCACAUUUCUAACAAAACUUCUAACGUUGCUACUACCUCAACUCCGGUCACAAAACCUCAACGUCGCCUACGUCGACCUCGUGCUAAUUCUACAAGUUCUUCUGAUUCUGGAAUUGGAAGUACUCAUGAAAACGGUAACAGUAAAACGGUUAAAAACACAAACUACAGUAUGCUUCAAAACAACGGACAAUCAACUACUUCAAAUAACUCAAAUAUGGUCACACCCAACUCAUCUCUUCAAAACAACAUUGCGGUCUCAUCUCUAUCGGCUACUUCUCAAUCUAAUUUGUCGGCAUCAAAGGUCACUUCUAUCUCAUCCGGUCAAAGUUAUAUUAAAUCAACAACCGAACAUCGUGAAUCUUUUUCUUCUGAAUCAUCAUCAGAUUCUUCAUUGGCUGCCUCUCAACGUGAUUUAUUCGGCUCAUCGGUCACUUCAAACUCAUCUGUUUCAGCAAACUCUGGAAAAUCUCUCAACUCGGUCACAUCUCAACGUAAUUUCUCUACUGGUUCUUCUUACAGUUAUACUUCGGCUAACUCUCGCUCUAACCCAUCGGAAUCUGCGGUCACUAACUCACAUGUAUCGGUUGUUUCCUCCGGAUACGACGAUAACGACAACUUUUCUAAAAACAACGCUAACUCAAACGGUUUGGUAAAACGUUCAUCUGGUUCAAACGGUCACAAAAAUUCUUAUCCCAACUCAGUCACAUCUUCUCGCUCGGCAUCUUCAUCUGAAUUCGGCAUUUCUCUAACCAAACAAACUUCCCAAACUUCGGUCACCUCUCAAUCAUCUGCUAACAAUUCAACUGCUUCUCUCCGUCAUGGUUCAAAUUCUCGGUUAUCAUCUCAGUCAACUACGUCGUCUUCUCGGUCAUCAUCUCCAUCUAAUGGCAGGUCUAGUCGUGCUCGAUCUCCUGCUCAUGAAUCCAGUCAAUCCAACAAAUCAACUGCUAGUCCAAUUCCUUCACCACCACCGCCACCAGCUUCCAAAGAUACAUUAACUCAACUGCAACAUUUUAUUCGGUUACUCAGUGAAACAUGUUCCCGUGAAAACCCAUUGAAACGUUACGAUGUCAAGAAAAUGAUGGACGAAGGUUCUUCCGCCAAAGUCUAUUCAGCUCGUCAACUAGGUUCUGAUAAUAGUGAAGAACGUGCCAUUAAAAUAGUCCCAUUGACAUACUCUCUCGAAUUCAUUUUCAAUGAAAUUUACGUCCUGAAAAAUCUCAAGCAUGAAAACAUUGUUGAUUUUAAAGAGAGUUUCUUGAAAUGGGAUGGGAAGACACGUGAAGUAUGGCUUGUAAUGGAGAAAUGUGUUCGCGGUGAUGUUACUAGCAAGGCUGGCAAAGUUUCUCAACGAGAAGUCGGACGUAUUGCUGGAGAGCUUUUGAAAGCAUUGACACAUUUACAUGCUCAUGGAAUUAUUCAUCGUGAUAUUAAACUCUCCAAUAUCUUGAGCGGUGCUAACAACGAGAUUAAACUUGCUGACUUUGGUAUUUCUUCUCUGACGCCUACAUCAACGACUGGAAUGGUUGGUACAAUUCCGUAUAUGGCUCCCGAUGUUGUUCUUGUCAACCCCGAUCGUCCAUACGAUACAAAAGUCGACAUCUGGUCUUUGGGUGUUUGCAUUUUGGAAUUAUUGACUGGCAAAGCCGCGUGGGGCCGUAUUCGAGAUGAUGAGAUUAUGCUCCGAUUACGCAAAGGUGAGAAGCCAUAUGGUUUUGAACGUAUGCGCAAGAAGGCCGAAUUUGGUUGGGAAGCUGUCGAUUUCUUGGAACGAUGCUUUGCAAAGGAUAGCGAGAACAGAUUGUCAGCCGAGGAACUUCUUGAGGUUUGCAUUAAACAACACUAUUUACAGUAA